Thalassophryne amazonica is the source of this 5808-nucleotide messenger RNA. It is a transcript of the gene slc38a10, whose product is annotated as solute carrier family 38 member 10. The record is from RefSeq and is a predicted model, not a curated record. Bases 277 to 3630 code for a protein of 1117 amino acids. NCBI's taxonomy places the organism in Eukaryota, Metazoa, Chordata, Actinopteri, Batrachoidiformes, Batrachoididae. Gene Ontology annotation, biological process: amino acid transmembrane transport. The transcript is spliced from 18 exons. Gene Ontology annotation, molecular function: amino acid transmembrane transporter activity.
UUCACUCGUUGACUGUAAUCUGCACUUCCUGGAUACGCGUACGGUAAAACGUUCAUGUCGCUUAUUAUCUCAGUUUAUAAAAGUGUAAUAGUUUUUUUUUUCAUGUCCACAAAUGACCGCUAAUGUCAUUAAAUUAUCCAGAAUUACAUAACCUCGACACUAAGGUGGUGGUCGUCAAAGCAACACAGAGAUCGCCACGUCACUGAUCAGGACGGAGACCCAAAACCCGGAAUUAAUCUUUAAUUUUAACUUCAAUUAGCGUUAAUAUUAAGUAUAAUGACGGCGUCCAACUCAGGUCUGAUCAUGAACGUUGUGAACAGCAUCGUGGGAGUUAGUGUGCUCACCAUGCCCUUCUGCUUCAAACAGUGCGGGAUUGUGCUGGGAACCCUGCUGUUGUUCUUCUGUUCUUGGAUGACCCACAAGUCCUGCAUGUUCUUGGUGCACACAGCGAGCCACACCAAGCGAAGAACCUAUGCUGGGUUGGCCUUCCAUGCUUAUGGGAAACCCGGCAAAACACUGGUGGAGACGAGUAUGAUCGGGCUGAUGUUGGGGACCUGUAUUGCUUUCUACGUUGUCAUUGCUGAUUUGGGGUCCAACUUCUUCGCUCAGAUGCUGGGUUUGCAGGUGACUUUCGGUUUUCGGGUCCUGCUGCUGAUUGCCGUGUCUGUUUUCAUCGUGCUUCCUCUGAGUCUGCAGAGGAACAUGAUGUCUUCCAUCCAGUCGUUCUCCGCCAUGGCUCUCAUGUUCUACACCUUCUUCAUGUUCACGAUGGUGCUGUCCUCAUUCAAACACGGGCUGCUCAGUGGCCUGUGGCUGGGGCAGGUCAAUGUGGUGCGAUGGGAGGGUGUGUUUCGCUGUCUCCCCAUCUGUGGGAUGGCCUUCGCCUGUCAGUCGCAGGUGCUGCCAACCUACGACAGCCUGGACGAGCCGUCCGUCAAACGCAUGAGCACCAUCUUCACCUCAGCCCUCAACGUCGUCACCAUCUUCUACAUCACCGUGGGCUUCUUUGGCUAUAUCAGCUUCACAGAAGACAUUGCGGGGAACGUGUUAAUGAACUUCCCGUCUAAUCUGGUCACGGAGAUGAUUCGCGUUGGCUUCAUGAUGUCUGUGGCUGUGGGAUUUCCCAUGAUGAUCUUGCCCUGCCGCCAGGCUAUCAACACCAUGCUUUUUGAGCAGCAGCAGAAGGAUGGGACGUUUGCGGCUGGUGGCUACAUGCCUCCUUUGCGGUUCAAGACGAUCACCUUCUGCAUCGUGUUUGGCACUAUGCUGGGAGGCAUCCUCAUCCCCAAUGUGGAAACCAUUCUGGGCCUAACUGGAGCCACCAUGGGCAGUCUGAUCUGCUUCAUCUGCCCUGCACUGAUCUACAGAAAGAUCCAGAAGAAUGGCAUUAUCGCUCAGCUGGUGCUUUUGGUGGGUCUGGGAAUCCUCUUGAUCAGCACCUUUACCACCAUCUCAAUUUCAGCCAGUAGUUCUCGCGCCAGAAUUCAACCUCCUCCUCCAGCACCGGACCACAGUAACCACCUGCUCCCGGACCUCCCUGAGCCACGCGACAUUGCAUUAAACAAGAAGCCAGUGGAGAUGGAGAAACCUGCAAACCAACCUGCUGAGGUGGCACAGCCCAUAAGGAGGGAGCCGGCUGAACCCCCCCAAAUUAAGGGACCAGUGGAAUUGCCUGAGAGGAAGAAAGAUGAAGAGGUGCAGCUGGACCGCCCCGACGCCGGAGUCGCUGUGCCAGAGGCCGACGCCCAUCGCCACGAACCGCCCAACCCUCAUGACGAGGUCAUGAUAGACACUCGAAAGAACAAUGCAGAGCUGGAGCAGGACAAAAAACCGCCUCCUCCUACAGGUGGCGACGUAUUGGACCCCAAAAGAGAUUUAGGUCAUGACAUUAAAGCAGAGGAGAAGAGUGAAAAUAAACAGGGUGACGACGGGUUCAAUGAGGCCCUACAGAAGCCAGUUCCAGACGCAGUCAAGAAGCAGGAUGUUCCCUCACUAAAGGAAGUGAAUGAGCCAGAUCCUGCUGGGAAAGUGGCCGGAGCUGCUGAUCAGGCUGCCGCGGUUCAAAUCGAUCAUGCGGCCAAAGCCCCAGAUGCUGCAGGGAAACCUCCAGUUGCUGAAGGAGAGCAUCCGGCAGCUGCAGACAGCAAAGGCGUCGCAGACGACAAGAUGGAUGUGAUAAAAAAGCUGGUGGCAGAGGGUCAGCUCGACCACGCCGUGCUGCUGCAAGUGAUUAAAGAGCAGCAGGAGCAGCAAAAGAGGCUUCUGGACCAGCAGGAAAAGUUACUGGCCGUCAUAGAGGAGCAGCACAAGGAAAUCCACCAGAAGCAGCCUGCUGGGGUCGCUGCUGAGGGCGAAGGAGAAAAAGGUGUUCAGGAACACUUGGAGGUGAACGAAGGUGGAGCAGCAAAGGCUAAAGAUUCUGCCGUGGGGUCAGAGGUGAAGCAGCUGAGCGAUGAAGCUGCAGCGGCGCAGGCGGGAGCUGCCGAGGCUCAAGCUGCACCACAGAAUCAAGCUCCGGCUGCUGAUGCCGGGGAUCCUAAAGCAGCUGUUCAAGCAGCCAAUGGAGAGAACGAUCAUGUUAAACCUGUAGCACCUGGAGGAGAACAAAAAGAGCUGGGAGCAAGAGGAGUACCACUAGGACAGAAAAAACCAGAGGAACCGCAGCCAGUACCUGAAAACAGACAUUUAGCCCAAGCUGAAGGAGGACACGGGGGGAAAGAGGUGAGGGAAAGGAAAGAGAAUAAAGUGCUAGAGGAGGAACAGCUGGACAGGGUAAUAAAGGAGAAACUAGCUAGAGACCAGGAGUUAGAGAAGGAGAAAGUAAUAAUAAAGGAGGUAGUACAGGCAAAAGAUCAGGAAGAGGAGCUAAAGAGAACAGAUAAUGAAGUCAAGGCAAGAGUGGAAGAAGGAGAUGAACGGGAGAGAAAGGAAAAGCUAGCUGAAGAAGAUGAGUCUGCAAGAGAGGCAGAGAGGUUAAGGAUGGUGAAAGAAGUGCAGUUAAGAGUGGAAAAUGACCGACUAGAAAGGGAGAGACAAGUGAAGGAGACCAGCAAAGAGGCGCCGGAACAAGAAAGGGCAGACAAAGACAAAGCAGAGCAGGAGAAUGUUGCCAGAGCGGACAGCGAGAGACGAAAAGAGGAAGAGGGAUUCCAGAAGGACAUAACGAAAUCAGACGGUGAAAUAAAUGAAAGAGCGCAGAAGGAGAAGGAGCUGGAGGAGUCGAAGGAGAGGUUGGCUCAGCUGCAGCGACCCACAGAAGCUGAAAAAACUGCAGAUGGGGCUGAGAAGAAAGACGAACCUUUGAAGAAAGGAGGACAACACCUCAAAGAGAACGUUGCUGCUCAGGCGGGCCCCGGAGAAGGUGCACAAGAAGGGGCCUUCAAAGAUAAGACGGGCCCCCGAGGGUCCCACGAGAAGGUAAAGGACAAGGGAGCUGUAGAUCUAAAGCGGAGGCGCAGGGCACUGGGACCCGGAGGGCUCCUGGAGGAUCCCAGGGUUCCCGGCCUGGAGCCCCUGCUGGAGCUGGGGGGCUCCGAUUUGCACGCAGCCCUGGAGGAGCAGUUACUGGCCGGGGCGGUGGUGCGCUCACGGCAGAUUAAACGGGUCGUAAAGGCCAAGGCAGAGAAGUAACACAUGCAUCAGGCACAUUUUUAAACUCUGUUCUGAUCUGCAGCUGCAGAACCUCCUCAUACUGUGGACCAACAUAUUUGUUUUUUCCUUACGGACAAACGGGAACAUUCUACUUUGAGCUUUAUUCAGCGGGUGAAGACACAGAGUUUAAAUCAGUGUGGAAAUGACUCAAAAUCUUUAUUAAAAAUAGUGUAAAUAGUAACUUAUUUUAAUCUUGGUGGGGGGGGUAGAGGACGAUGCUAUAGCUGACGUCAAUUUGAAUCUGCAAAUAUUGCACGCUGCAGAGGUUAUUGCAGAGCUCCAGCGGAAAACCAUGAUUAGACCAUAUGUAGAUCAACCAGUUAAACCAAGAAGCAGUUUAUUGUAAGAUUUUAUCUCACCGUAUAAGCUGACGUGGUAUAAGUGUCUCAGCGUUCUAACUCAGUACCGGACCAGUUAUCAAAGUUUUGUCCUAAGGCCCCAGGUUGAAAAACCAUAGUUACCCUUUAAAUGUACCAUAAUUCCACAAUAUUACAUUAGACACUUAAUGAUAAAGUGCUGCCUUAACAAUUGGAAGAAUCUAUUUUUAAGCCUCCAUGAAACACAUUCAGGUUUAAGAUAAAACGGUGACCCCUAGUGAUUAAUGUGACUGCUAAGAGAAGCAAAAACAAAAAAACAAAGAAAAAACACAUUUUUAAAUCCACAGUCCCCGUGGACUUUCUUCUGAGGAUGCAGCAAUGGGGUUUAAGGAAUUGCAUUUAAACUGUUGCUAAGUGACAGCAUUUCAUUGUUACUUGCCAUCUGCCUUCCAGUCUAGUUUUUUUUUGUUGUUGUUUUGGUCAGCAUUUGUGCAUUUCUGUAACUAUAAGAUGUAAAUAUUGUAAAUCUGUUCAACUGUGCAUAUUCUUGAUAUUUUUCUUAUGCGAUUCUGUAUAUGUCACAUAUUGGACCUAAUGUGGUUUGGACCUUUUUCCAAAGUUGCUCAGUUGUGUUGCCAUGGUUACAGUCUUACGCUCACUCUUACUUUGAGGCCUAACUGUUGAACUGUAGACAAUGAAGCAGUUUGUAAUUUCGUUCCCGUCUUUCACCUCGACCUUGUUGAAAUCAGUGCCUUCCGAUCUGUACGCUGCAUUUAGAAAGAAAAUUUUAGUUUUGCUCCGUUUGUGGUUUUCCUGCUUCCAGUGACCUUCUCUUACUGUGAAUGAUGUUGGCGGUUGAACACAAGUCACUUUUAUUAAUACAGCUUUUCUAAAACUCACUCCGCCAGUCCGCACUAAAUACUUUUGCUUUGUAUGAGAGGCUAUUUUUCUUGAUCGAUUUUUCUGUGUGAGAGAUGUAUUUCUGGACACUUUGAGAUAAAUAAAUAAAACGUUUGUGCUCAGAAGAUGUAAACAAAUUUGUUUUACUUAAAAACAAAAACGCUGGACAGAGGUGCAUGGAGCAAUAAAAUAUGAAGCAUUUGAAUGCAAAAGCAGCGACCAGAAAACAAAUUUGACUCAUUGUGAACUACUACAGAAGUAUUUUAUUGCAUACACAUAAACUGCAUUCUAUGAAGUUUGUAAGCAUGGUGAGCAUGACUCACUGCUGCAUUAUUUUUUUUAAAUUACCUCAGUUCAGGUGGUAUUACUGAGUGAUGUAGAUGUUUAAAUGGAGUCAGGCCUAAACAGUGUUGACAGCUUGAGAUUGUCUCUGACAACAAUCAGAACUGUGGGAGUUUUAAGACAUUUUAACAUUAAACCUCAAACACAUCAAAAUGUAAAAGCUACAUUUAAAAACAGAUUUUGCACUAUAUGACCUCUUUCUUGAUUAUUUCAUCAAGACUGCUUUUGUUUUCAAAUCUGCUCCCAGAUGAAAGACUUUUUCCAGUUCUCAAUGUUUAAGAAAUAUGUGGCGGUGUCUGAAUAACUGAGGUUUAAAUGACUAUGCAGAGCAAAAGUCUGCAUGACCGUUGGGAUAUGUUUUCGUGUUACAUCUGUAAGAAACAUAAUUGUUUAGACUCAUGUCUGCAUCAUUUUAUAAAAAUUCUGGCUUGCUUGGAGUUCCGUUGCCCUGGUGGCCUGCCAUGCCUAUACCGUGUAUUCAGAAAGUAUUCACAGUGCUUCGCUUUUUCCACAUUUUAUGUUCCAGCCUUAUUCCAAAAUGAAGUAAAUUCAUUUUCCCUGUUAAACUUCUUCUCACAACACUCCAUAAUGACAUGAA